Messenger RNA from Uncinocarpus reesii 1704, 1794 nucleotides. RefSeq lists its product as uncharacterized. Gene Ontology annotation, biological process: transmembrane transport. The coding region runs from base 1 to 1794 and encodes 597 amino acids. Gene Ontology annotation, molecular function: calcium ion binding; ATP transmembrane transporter activity. The record is from RefSeq and is a predicted model, not a curated record. The transcript is spliced from 7 exons. NCBI's taxonomy places the organism in Eukaryota, Fungi, Ascomycota, Eurotiomycetes, Onygenales, Onygenaceae.
AUGCGACGAGAGUCGCAGCAUGAGCGCGACGAACGGGUCAAUGACCUGUGGGAGACCCUGGAUGUUCGCCGCAGCGGACAUGUGGACUUGAAAGACUUCAAGAGGGGUCUGAAGAAGAUGGACCAUCAACAACCCGCAGCAUAUGUGCGAGUGCUAACGGUUAUACCAGCCCUAAAAAAUGCAGACUCUCUUUUAAAGGACAUCCUAGCAGCCGUUGACACGAGUGGAGACGGCCAGAUGCAGUUCAAUGAAUUUCGAAUAUUUGUCGAACACGCGGAGAGAGAGCUCUGGCAGCUUUUCGAGUCCAUCGAUCGCGACCACGACGGCCAUGUGGACAAGGAAGAAUUAAAAUCUGCGUUUGCGCGGGCUGGCCUGACGGUCCGAAAAUCCAAGUUGGACCAGUUCUUCUCGGAGAUGGACACAAAUAAUGAUGGGGUGAUUAGCUUCGAGGAAUGGAGAGACUUUCUUCUCUUCCUUCCGGCAAAUCCAACGCAUUCGUCCAAUAUGCGCGCCAUUCUAUCCUACUACUCCGCGACUGGAAAUUUAAAUCCCGAGGGCGAUGUGCACAUAAAUGAACCAUUUCAGGGAUUAGGUACAGACCACCAAUUUCCUACAAGUUCUCUUCCCAAGCCCACCAAUCUUGCAUUGUCUGAUUCUCACACGCCCUCGUCUUUUGCUUCUCAAGCCACUGUACCAGACGUACCAGUGACCCCGUUAGGUCGCGAGUCUCCCCGAGACAAUAUGUAUCGAUAUCACCCCGAUGGCACCGUCAUUCUCCCCGAUGGUUUUGACCCGGAAUGGCUUUCUGUACCCUGGACUGUAUCACUGUGGCUGUACUUCCGGUAUAUUGAACACAUAUUGACGGAAAGCACGCCCCACUUAGGUUACUUUCUUGCGGGCGGAGCAGCGGGCGUUGUAUCAAGAACUGCUACGGCGCCAUUGGAUCGGCUGAAGGUCUAUUUGAUUGCACAGACAAAGUCCCAUUCUAUAGCCGCCAAUGUCGCAAAAUCUGGCAGUGCCGUUGAAGCUGCGGAAUGGAUGGCAUGGCCGCUUGUCCAGGCGCUGAAAGAGCUGUGGCGUGCCGGAGGGAUAAGGAGUUUGUUUGCCGGGAACGGUUUAAACGUUGCCAAAGUUAUGCCCGAGUCUGCUAUCAAAUUCGGAGCAUAUGAGGCUUCGAGGCGUAUGUUUGCGGGAUUCGAAGGCCAUCAUGAUCCAAAGCAAUUGCUCCCAGUUUCGCAGUUCUUGGCCGGUGGAAUAGGUGGCAUGGUUUCCCAUCGUAUGCAAUGCGAAACAGUUGAAGGCGGCCUUCGUGGUAAUCGUCUCAUCAUUGCAACCGCUCAGAAAAUGUGGUCUGCCAAUGGCCUUUUUGCCUACUACCGUGGGCUUCAACUUGGCCUCAUUGGAAUGUUCCCUUUUGCCGCCAUUGAUCUCAUGACCUUCGAAUACCUAAAAUCAACUCUAAUCAGUCGUAAAGCCCGCCUUCUGCAUUGCCACGAAGAGGACGCUCCACUAAGCAACUUCACAACCGGCGCCAUCGGAGCAUUUAGCGGUGCUCUUAGUGCGUCAAUGGUGUACCCGCUCAACGUCCUUCGAACGCGUUUACAGGCACAAGGAACAGUUUUACAUAAACCCACAUACACCGGCGUUAUGGACGUAGCGCGAAAAACGUUUGAAAGCGAAGGAUUUCGUGGUCUCUACAGGGGAUUAACGCCGAAUCUGCUGAAAGUCGUGCCGUCCGUCUCAAUCAGUUAUGUAGUAUACGAGAAUUCCAAGCGACUCCUUGGUUUGGGUUGA